This is a messenger RNA of Varanus komodoensis (Komodo dragon), 4903 nucleotides long. RefSeq names its product nuclear receptor subfamily 1 group D member 2 (gene NR1D2). NCBI's taxonomy places the organism in Eukaryota, Metazoa, Chordata, Lepidosauria, Squamata, Varanidae. The transcript has 7 exons. The record is from RefSeq and is a predicted model, not a curated record. Gene Ontology annotation, biological process: cell differentiation; positive regulation of transcription by RNA polymerase II; hormone-mediated signaling pathway. Gene Ontology annotation, molecular function: nuclear receptor activity; RNA polymerase II cis-regulatory region sequence-specific DNA binding; zinc ion binding. Bases 711 to 2189 code for a protein of 492 amino acids.
AGUUCCUCUUCCGAGGGCAGCUGUAAGAGCAAGAGCAAAGAGAACUGUGAUGGAGCACCAAAGUAUCACCAGUUAAAUGACCAUAUUAAAGCAAACCAUUCAAACAUAACUGGAUUGGCCAAGGGUCAUAGAGGACUUACAAGUAAGUAUUCUCUUUGAGGAGGCCCAAUUUCACUUAGGCUCAUUUCAGACAUCAUGUUUCCUAGGCUGUAGUUGGGAAUGUACCCAACUCUCCUUCCUCUUCUUUUUUUUCACAUGUGGAGUCCUCUACCUUUACCACACUUUGCUGUAAUGUUUGCACUGGGGCUGAUCAGGGACCCUCAAGUCAGGGUUUGGAAAUCCACUGGAAUGCAAUCCUGAUUUGCAUUAUUUAGUCCCAGUUAAGACAUAAUGGCAUAUAUGGCUAUAAUGGGCCAUAAAAGAAAGUGGCGGGAGGAGGAAUGCUGCGUGCUAAAUUUCCAGUCUCCAAACAUGGCUGAACUGACCCUUAGUAUGUCCACAUUGAAUUGGAAUGAUAUUUUUCUGAGGCCUGGCGGCAUCCUCUGCCUGGAGCCUGGAGAGCUCCGCUUUCAGCUUUUAACCUCUGACUUCCUUCCUUCUAGAUAGACGGUAGCUCUGGUACCAACUUCUGGCAAACUGGAGCUUCUGUCUCACACUGCACAGUGGUGCCAACAGGCCAUGCUGCCCUGUGGUCCACAAAAUUUAAUGGUAUGGUCUUACUGUGUAAAGUCUGUGGAGAUGUUGCUUCAGGAUUCCACUAUGGAGUACACGCCUGUGAGGGCUGCAAGGGCUUUUUCAGAAGAAGCAUUCAGCAAAAUAUACAAUAUAAGAAGUGCCUGAAGAAUAAUAACUGUUCUAUAAUGAGAAUGAAUAGAAAUAGAUGCCAGCAGUGCCGAUUCAAAAAAUGUUUGUCAGUCGGGAUGUCAAGAGAUGCUGUUCGAUUUGGUCGGAUUCCUAAACGAGAGAAGCAGAGGAUGCUGAUUGAAAUGCAAAGUGCCAUGAAAACCAUGAUGAGCACUCAGUUCAGUGACCACUUGCCUAGCGAGGUGUUGAAAGAGAGCCAAGAACCAUUACUCCUGCUGCCUCAGGAAGAGCUGAACUCCAAAUCACAGCAAGAGCAAGAAAAUAACAACAGCCCAUCUUCUCCUGCUCCUGUCCCCCCUCCCCCUCUUCCUCCCUCCCUCCCCUCUGACAUGGCCAAGGAAGAAGUGAUUGGCAUGGUGACUCGAGCCCAUAAAGAUACUUUCAUGUACAACCAGGAGCAGCCAGAAAGUCCUCCCAUAGCUGUGCAGCCCCAGAAUGGGGAAAGAAUUCUCAAGUACCCGGAGCCAUAUCAUUCCGGUGGUAACCCUGACAGUAGCAGCAUGAGCAGCCGCCACCAUGGUGGGAAGGAGCAACAUUUCAAUGGACAGUACAAAGGGCAAAGCAGCAUGUAUUAUCCAGAUGGGCAUCACCUUUGCUUCACAAGCAGCCAUUCUAUGAACUUGACUGAUGGCCUCAUCUUAAAAGGUUGCAAUAGGAUGCCCAGAAAUGGUUUUUCUCCAAAUGGAUCUAUGAAUGUUUACAAUUGCAGCACUGGAGGCAGGAUGCAUCUGGUUUGCCCGAUGAACAAGACUCCUUUUGUGGACCCAAAUAAAUCUGGUCAUGAAAUCUGGGAAGAAUUUUCCAUGAGCUUCACCCCUGCAGUGAAGGAAGUGGUGGAGUUUGCCAAACGUGUUCCAGGCUUCCAAGAUCUUUCUCAGCACGACCAAGUAAACCUCCUAAAGGCUGGAACCUUUGAGGUUUUAAUGGUACGGUUUGCAUCUUUAUUUGAUGCAAAGGAUCGUACUGUCACCUUUCUUAGUGGAAAGAAAUACAGUUUGGAUGAUCUGCGUUCAAUGGGAGCUGGUGAUCUCCUCAACUCCAUGUUUGAGUUUAGUGAGAAGCUAAAUGCUCUGAAUCUUAGUGAUGAAGAAAUGAGCUUGUUUACAGCGGUGGUCCUUGUGUCUGCUGAGCGAUCAGGAAUAGAAAACGUUAACUCUGUGGAAGCACUGCAGGAAACGCUCAUCCGUGCACUCAGGACCUUAAUCACGAAAAAUCAUCCAAACGAAGCUUCUACAUUUACAAAACUACUUCUGAAGCUGCCUGACUUGCGUUCUUUAAACAACAUGCACUCUGAGGAACUUCUAGCCUUUAAAGUUCAUCCAUAGGCAUUUACCUCUUAUUUAUAUAAUGGACUUGCUUAUUGUUAAUUCACUGUGUGUCUGUUGUGCUGAAAUGUUUAUUUAUGUUUGUAUGUAUCUCUUGUGAAGAACUCGCUGACUCCGUGUGAUGGUUAGAUGUUGAGUGGUCAUGCAGUAAUGCUUCAAGUUGAACAUUUUCCCACCAGUGAAAAGGACCACAGAUUUUUUCAUGAUUAUCUAAACUAGUCCAUUUGCACUAAAGUUGAACAAGUACACUACAUCUUAUGGUCACUGACCUUUAAGUACUGUGCCCCUACAACAAAAAAAUACUAAUUUUCUCUGUUUUAAGGAAUGAACAUAAAUGCACAAUGGCUACAUGUGGAAGAAAGAGGAUAUGCAAAUAACACUGCAAUGACUGAAAAAAGAUUUAAUUGGGGUGUUUGUCAUUGUCUCUCUGUUCUCCCUCCCCUGUUUGAGCUCAUCUCAGCAGGGUAGGAGGCUCUGAAAAUCUGUCUGUAGUUUCGCAAUUCUCAUUCAAGGAAAUGCCAUGGGACGUCUUAGUGUGUUCCCACUCAGUUGCUCUAAAUGACUCGUGUGCUGUGUAUGGAGAUAUGAACAGAGAUGUUGGGUGCGUAAUAUACGUUGUGUAUGUACAUAUUCAUGUGUAUGUAUAUAAAUAGCUUUCCAUAAGCAACAGACCUAUAUCUUCACAAUAUUUUCAAGUGUGAAGAAGUUAACCAAACAAAAGAUGACCCAUGGGAACAACCAGAUUGAUGUAUUUGGUUGUCUACUGUUAACCCUUGAGACACCAUAAUGUUUAGAGAAUUGCAUGUUAACAUUGAUAUGUGGAAAAUCUAUUAAAUACUACAUCACCAAAAGUGUAUGGAAGAUAAAACCUCUAAAGGAAGGAAAGGUAUUAGACUAGGCUGAUUUUUUAAAAAGUCAUUGAACCUGAGAUAUCUUAGUGCCUAAUGGGCAUUUAAAACUGCUGGAAACAUUCUAAAAGGAAACUUUAAAGCAUCAUUAUAGUGCUUUAAAACUCAAAUUAUAUUAAUUUUUGUUGCAUAUUUGUGUGUGUUCUGUGAAUCACUUUGCACUACACUUAUAUGCUUCUUGAAUGUUACAUAAGAUGACACAAUAUUUGUGUCACCCCCCCCCAGUUGUCAGAGCUGAUUUGUUAAAACUUUUUUGCUGUACACAAGAAAGGUCUUCUGCAUUGUCUAAUAUAUCUGUUUUCUAUAAAUGUGCUUUUUUAAAAAUAUCAGUGACAAAUUCCUAAAUUCAAGGAUCUGCUUUGUAUCCUGCUGUAUCUCAAAACAUUUUCAUAGAAUAUCUACAAAAGAAAAGGUGAAAUGAAUCUCCAGCUGAGCCAGAGUAUUUUAACUUCAUGUUUCAGAGUAUGAAAUGAAACAUGCUUUGGUUUGGAUGCAAACCUGAUCAUUCUUAGACUCUCUGCAAAUGACUUAAGAGUGGAUCAAAUCCUCUGUCAUCUGUCUCCUGAUACAGAUCAAAUAUUGAAUUCACAGUUUACAAUGUUCAUAUCACAACCUGGAAACAAUUACAUGAUUGGGGAACUCCAAACCUCUCCCAUUAAGGUUAUGUGAUGAAUCAUGGAUUUGAUAGAUGUUGGUUUAGGUCUAGUUUUCACUAAACUAUUGUUACUGAGAGAGUUGCCAUAUGUUAGUGAAGGUAGAUUUAGUGCUCUGUUGUAGCAUAAAGUGUGGAACGUUUUGUAUUUGCUGCUUUCAAAAAAACGUGAUUAGGUUCUGUCUCAAAGCAGUCUUAAUUCAAAGGGGAGUGUACAUUCCUUUUCUGCACAAAAUGGAGGCCACUGUAUUCUCAUUCCUCUAGAGGAAGAGUUGCUCAUUCCUGUUUCAGAUGAACUAUCACUUUGCCAUUUUGUCAGAAGACCUUCCCUCACAGUAACACUUUUACAUUUUCAAAACAUAAAUUGCCAAUUUGGUAGGAUGCAUGUGUUUUUCUUAAAAGUCAAAAAAGAAAGUUGCUCUAAUUCUAGGCUUCCUACAGAAGUCUCUUCCCUGUAUAUAUAAUGUCUUGACUUUUAUUAUUCUGGCUUUAGAAAAUUAUAAUUAGCAUUCUGCGAGAUACUGCUUAAAAAUCCCAUGUAUAUAUGCACAUAGAUUAGAUUAUACUGUAAAAUAUUCAUACAAUUUCAUUUUAAAUAACAUGUUCCUGCACAUUGCAGAAAAACUUUAUUUUAAUUACCGAAUUCUAGAUCCAUACUCAAUUUUUAGAACAUCCCCUGUGUUGCAGUCUUUAAGGCCCAGUACUCCGGCUAUGCUGGUGGCACCAGGAUUGCUGCAGCAUUAUUGCUUCCCACCCUGUGGGGUGUUGGAGAGAGCUACAAAGCAGCCCUUCUUGCCAUUAGCAUCAGCCUCCAGGUAACUGGGAUGACACUGGUGUAGAGGAGCACUGCUUUGCAUAGUCCCAAGCAAUGCAGAAGAGCAAGUUUCCGCUGCAGUCCCCCGUGGCCAGAGUGAACACAAGGACUAGGCCUCCAUGAGUUGAUCUAAAGAAGCCAUUUAUCAUGAGCUCUGCUUUACUGUGCCACUGGUUAUUCACUUGAGAAAUAACAGAAAUAUUUCAUACCAGACUGUUGAGUACUUACUGUUGAUGGGGCAUUGCUGAGAGAUUACAAACAUGUACUGUAUGAACCUAAAUGAUUUUACCUCUGGUUUUACAUGUUUUAAAAGAUUAAAUAUGGGCAUUAUGUUGGCAAA